AUCACGAUCAGCUAUGCGUGUCCCUCGGUGGGUAGAGUCGGUCACCUCGCUUUUCCUUUUCCCCUUCUCUCAUCGUCACCUCCAUCUUCAUCCUCACUACACCAGCAGUAGCGGCUUGUGCAUCCCUUUUACCAUCUCGAUCGUCCCCUGCUUUCCUUCCAAAAGAAUCAAAUCGAGGGCUACUCCCUUUUCUCGAUUUCAUCCAUCUUUUAUUUAGUUUUUGCAUUCCCAAUUUUGUAUAUGUUUGUCUGUGAUUAGAGGUGAACUCCUCCGGAUUGGUGACGAUGUCUUGCACCGACGACAGAGCUUGCCGUUUCUAUCGUCGAGGAAGUGAUUGGUUCUCUAAAACUGGUAUCCCAAGUGAUAUAGUUAUUGAAGUUGAGGGACAAAUGUUCCAUCUCCACAAGUUUCCUUUGUUGUCAAAAUGUGGAAAGAUUGCACAUAUAUCAGAAGUAUCACAAAAUGUCAAAGAAGGUACACAUCAUAUUUUAUCAGGAUGUCCUGGAGGAGCUGAUGCAUUUCUAUUGGUGGCAAAGUUUUGCUAUGGCUUCAAGGUGGAAUUGUCACCAAAAAACAUCAUAAUGGUGCAUAGUAUAGCUGAAUAUCUUGAGAUGACAGAGCAACUUGAUGAGAAUAACCUACUUCCUGAAGCAGAAAGAUUCUUUCAUAAAUUUGUUCUUCACAGCUGGAAAGACUGCAUUGUGGCUCUGCAAAGCUCUGAGGGUUCGCUUCCACAUGCUGAGUCCUUCCCUAUUGUUACCAAGUGCAUUAAUGCUCUUUCCAGGAUGGUUUGUACUGAUCUUAGUUUGUUUGGGUGGCCUAUGAUGAUGUAUGGAAGCUUGCAAAGCCCUGGUGGUAGUAUUUUAUGGAAUGGAAUAAAUACAGGUGCUAAAAUUAGAAGUUCACAAUCUGAUUGGUGGUUUGAAGAUAUCUCAUGCUUGGGAGUGCCAAUGUUCAGGAGACUAAUGGAAGCAAUGUAUGAGAGAGGUGUACGACCAGUAAUUGUAGCUGGUGCUUUAAUGUAUUAUACCGGAAGGUAUUUACGUGGUCUUGAUCGGUGGAUGAAAAAGCAAGGAUCCAGAGAUCUUGCAUUUCUUACUGUGACACCAGCUGUAGUUGAUCACAAAGUGUUACUGGAAAACAUUGUUAGUCUGCUUCCCCAAAAGAAGGGAAAGGCUUAUUGCCGCUUCUUGUUAGGACUUCUAAGGUUUGCUAUUAUACUGAAUGUUUGCCAGCAAUCUAAGGAGACUCUAGAGAGAACUAUAGGCAUGCAACUUGAACUGGCAACACUUGAUGGUCUUUUAAUUCCAAACUUCUCAAAAUCUGACAAUCUAUAUGACACCGAUUGUGUUGAACGGAUUAUUCACCAUUUCUUGCAUUCACAGGAGUCAGGUAUUGCAACAUUUUCACCUUCCUCAUCUGUUUCUGCAUCUCCAUUGUCUAGUUCUUUAAACAGAGUCAUAAAGUUAAUAGACAGUUACAUCACUGAGGUUGCUCCUGAUGUCCAUUUGGGAACUGAAAAGAUGCUUAGUCUUCUAGUAGCUCUUCCAAAAUCUUGUAGAAGCCAGAACGACGGACUGUAUAGGGCAUUGGAUGUGUAUUUAAAGGCACACCCUUGGCUUGUGGAGACUGAGAAAAUGCAACUUUGCAGCGUUAUAGAUUAUGGAAAACUCUCUGUUGAUACAUGUGCACAUGCAUCACAGAAUGAACGCUUGCCCCAUAGAAUCAUUCUCCAGGUUCUAUAUUUCGAACAGUUGCAGCUGAGAUUGUCCCUUUCUCAUUACCUUGAUGCUUUAGACAUCGACAGCACAGCUGCUGCAAAUAAUGUGGUUGGACAUAUCCUACAGAGAGAUGGAUGGAUUUCACUAAUUCAUGAAAACCAGGCCCUCAAAGUUGACAUGGAAAGCCUUAUGUCAAGAGUUAGAAAUUUGGAACAGGAAUUUGUUAUCAUAAAACAAAAAAUUGGUAGGGUGAAUAGACACCAAUGAUUUGAUAAGCACGGCUUGCUUCAUAUCUUGAUGAUUUGGGGUUUAUGCAUGUACCACUGGCAGUUGACUACCUUGACACUGUAGGAGGAAAAGAUCCUAGUUCCACACAGUUGUCCAUGCAUCACAUAUUUCAAAUUCGUGUGAUAGGAUUGGCUUGGCAACUAUUCUUGUACAUGUUGCUAAGAAAGUUCUUUUCUGGAAAGCAGCAAACUAUCUUCUUCAAAGUAGUAAGAUCUCAAAUGGAGCAAGAAUGUAGUCACUUUACCAAAUGGUUAAAUCGGUAUCUGAGAUAAAACAAUCCAGGAACUCUGAUUUUCUUCUUUAAAUGGAUCGUGCUGUCUGACUCUCAGCUGAGACAUACCAGUCUUCUAACAACUGCUGACCUACUUUAGGAGAACUGGAACUUUUGUCUUGAAUCUGCAAACAUGGAAAAUAAGUACUCCAUAUCUCAUCAUAAUUUGUCAUCAUCUGUGACGGACACGGUCAAAGAGAAUAAUAACCUGAAGAACAGGAAGUGAGUAGCAUCCGCUCACAGUUCUGAAUUUUAUUUACGUGAAAAAUCAGAAAGGGGAAGCAAUGAAUUCUUCAAUGGUUUGUGACAGGUCACGAGAGUAUAUGGCAAUUUCCUUAGUCUCCUUAGUUAUACGGGUACAUCUUCCUUCCGGAGGACAAGCAGUCAGAAAAUAGGACAGUAGGCAAAUGGUUGCAAGUUCUUGUCUGAGUCCCAGAUGGUGUUCUCUGUGGAAGGGAGUGCAGCAUGCUGUAGCGGCAUCCAACAUACGAAUGCCUGCUGGGUGGGAAAAAUGAGUUGGAAAAAGAGUUGUGUGCGAUGGUUGGCAGCGGGCAGUCUUAUUGUGAGUCCCGGCUCGGCUUGUCACAGCACCAAGGCGGUUCGUCCCUUUCCGCGGCCCACCACUACGUGACUGCCAAGGCGGCUCCAAUCCCCCUCCACCAUCGCGCUCACCACCAACUCAGUGCCGCAGAGUCUAUCGCCAGCUCCGGAAAGAAAGGGGUCGCCGUCAACGGCGGUGGCGGCGAGGACCAUGAGGGUAAUGGCGAGGCCUUCGGCCAGACGGACGCCUCCAAGUGCCCCGUCGCCCCGGCUUUUGACGACCACUGCUUCGCUGUCAACGACAACACCUUCGCCGACCAGCACCCUGCCGCUGCCGACAAUGAUGAUAUCAAUACCGACAACGCCGAUCGAAAGGGGGUCGCCACCUCCGCGUCCCACCACCAACACCUCCACCACCACCGGCAGCCCCAUCACCAGUCGCCUAAGCGCAAGGAUCGCGACGAUGCCAGCAAUGGCGAGCCCCCCUACUGCUACAACAGUAGCUUGGCGGCCAAUAAGAAGUCGAGGCCGAUGUCGUCCCCGGGGGACAACGGCAAGGGCCGGGAGGAGUGGACCGACACGGCAAUCGGCUCCCUCCUAGAUGCCUACACAGAGAAGUAUGAGCAGCUGAACCGGCGCAACCCGCGGGGUAGGGACUGGGAGGACGUGGCCACCAUCGUCAGCGAGCGGUGCAACAAGCAGAAGGUGUGCAAGAGCGUGGAGCAAUGCAACAACAAGAAUGACAAUCUCAAGAAGUGAUACAAGGUUGAGUGCCAGCGGAGCUGAAGGUAUAAUAACUCAGAGGUAAAGUCAUUCUCAAAUCCAUGAUGGAAGAGUGAUUUUGAAAAUUUGUGGUACGGCAUUAGCUGGAGUUGGUCCCGACGAUGUUGACCCCAAGGUAAUUGCACUUAUUGCUAAGGAAAUUGCAAUUGCAAACCAUUCUGGUCUUGAGGUGGCUGUUGUUAUUGGAGGUCAAAAUAUAUUUUGUGGUGACACUCGGAUAGCUGCGACUGGAAUUGAUAGGGCUACAACUUAUCAAAUGGGUGUGACAUUAUGCAUUCGUUAAAGUUCUUUUGGCUAAGCUUUUAUUUACAUAUGAAUAAUGGUAGUAUGAUGGCAUCAUUGAUGAAUGCCAUAAUGCUCCAAGCAUCAUUAGAGAAGCUUGGUGUUGAGGUGCGUAUGCAGUCUACCUUAAUGAUGCAAGAGAUUGCAGAACCAUACAUUAGGUGCAAGCUAUCCAUCAUCUUGGAAAA
Molecule: messenger RNA, 4073 nt
Organism: Musa acuminata AAA Group (dessert banana)
Lineage: Eukaryota; Viridiplantae; Streptophyta; Magnoliopsida; Zingiberales; Musaceae
Product: BTB/POZ domain-containing protein At3g44820-like
Exons: 11
Coding region: 285-1988 (567 amino acids)
Molecular function (GO): protein binding
Source: RefSeq, a predicted model, not a curated record